Messenger RNA from Fusarium poae, 1527 nucleotides. RefSeq lists its product as uncharacterized. NCBI's taxonomy places the organism in Eukaryota, Fungi, Ascomycota, Sordariomycetes, Hypocreales, Nectriaceae. The coding region runs from base 1 to 1527 and encodes 508 amino acids. Gene Ontology annotation, cellular component: endoplasmic reticulum membrane. Gene Ontology annotation, molecular function: ATP-dependent diacylglycerol kinase activity. The record is from RefSeq and is a predicted model, not a curated record. Gene Ontology annotation, biological process: phosphatidic acid biosynthetic process. The transcript is spliced from 2 exons.
AUGAACAAUCUUGGUACUGAGCACAACGGCCAGACACUACGCCACAGUCAGCGCCGACAUAGCCACGACGACACGGACGAUCACAUUCUGGACCCUGGAAAGCGACAACAUAAUCAUCCCGCUCAAGGAUCGUCCCACCACGACACCCCAAACACCUUCACCAUUUCUUCCCCAUCAGAAACCAUCACGACGGAGCGCACAUCGCGCCGUGACAAAUAUCUCCACUCUACAAUACCCAAUACCUUUUGGCCUCCUGGCUUCAACAGUCUCCGACGUAUAGUAGUCGGUGCCAUCUGCUGCUCCGCGCUCCCGCCCUUCUCCCUCACCAUGUCCUACCGAUCUAAAAUCCCGGAGACGCCCCGUGUCAUCUCGCCGAGUCCCACCCCCUCCGAGCGCGACGCCUCCGAUUACAUGGGCCCUGUUACACGCUCCGCAGCCCGGAGACGAACACCCACUCCCCAGCCGCUUGAAGAAGACCCCGAUGAGGAUCUGCCCGAGCCCCCCGAGUUUCGAAGGGCCCGAACCCGCAGCCGUUCGCCGAUCGAUACAAACGCCGUGACGCGCCUGACAAAACGGACAAGCACUGCUGCGAAGGUGGGCAAGAUAUCCAAGGAUGCCAUUCCGGAGGAACAAGACUCAAAUGGUGCCUUGAAUGGUAAUGGCAAUGGGAAGGCUUCCACAUCAAACGGUCAUCUUGCGCCUCCUCAACCCACAACGCCAAUAGGAUGGUCCUGGCGCGACUUUAGUCGCAGUCCCAGUCCACUCGGUUUGAUUCCUAUCCACCGACACUGGAGAACAUUUGUGCACAAGCACGAGGUACCCCGCAAAGUGCUGCACGUAUCGAUUGGAUUCUUCGUCAUUUGGCUUUACGUGACCGGCACCCAGACAACCUCGGUGACUCCAUGGCUCAUGUCAGCGCUCAUUCCUAUUACGACGGUCGACUGGCUCCGACACCGAUACGCCUCUUUCAACCGAUUUUACGUCAAGGCCCUGGGUGCUCUGAUGCGUGAGAGCGAGUACUCCGGCUGGAACGGUGUCAUCUUCUACCUUUUGGGGGCCUGGAUCGUUCUCUACGGAUUCCCCAAGGAUAUUGGCAUCAUGAGUGUUCUCCUUCUCAGUUGGUGCGAUACCGCCGCUAGCACCUUUGGUCGACUUUGGGGCCGAUACACUCCUCGCCUUCGCAAGGGCAAGUCUCUUGCUGGCUCUACCGCUGCGUUCCUUGUUGGCGUCGCUACAUCGUAUUUCUUUUACGGCUGGCUCGUGCCCACCAUAGGUCCUUUCCCUGGCGACGAGAACUUCAUGUUCAAGGGCAUUCUCUCGCUGCCCAAGACCAUUUGCGAAGCUGUCGGCGUUUCGCAGGAGCAGACUACCAUCUCUGGCGCAGUCGCCCUGGGCGUUAUGAGCAUCUGGUCCGGCUUCGUGGCUUCUGCCAGCGAAGUCGUAGACAUCUUCGGCUGGGAUGACAACCUCACGAUCCCCGUCCUUAGUGGUAUUGGUAUCUGGGGAUUCCUCAAAGUCUUCUCAUAG